UUUGUUUCUCUCUCUCCACGCCCAUUUUACAGCUAUGGUUUUGGAAGUGCUGGGAAUGAGAAAUUUAAGAUCCCUCCAGAUGCAGAGCUGCAGUAUGAAGUGAAACUCAAAAGUUUUGAAAAGGCUAAGGAGUCCUGGGAAAUGAACACAGAUGAGAAGUUGGAACAGAGCAGCAUUGUGAAGGAGAGGGGCACUCAGUACUUCAAGGAGGGGAAAUACAAGCGGGCAGCUUUGCAGUAUAAGAAGAUUGUGUCAUGGCUGGAGCAUGAGUCGGGACUCCCUGAGGAAGAGGAAUCAAAAGCCAAAAGCCUGAGGCUUGCUGCUCACCUUAACUUAGCUAUGUGCCAUCUCAAGCUAAAGGAGUACUCCCAGGCUUUGGAGAACUGUAACAAGGCACUUGAAUUGGAUAGCAACAAUGAAAAAGGCCUCUUCCGUCGUGGAGAAGCUCACUUGGCUGUCAAUGACUUUGAGCUGGCUCGAGCAGAUUUCCAGAAAGUGAUACAACUUUAUCCAAGUAACAAAGCUGCCAAAGUGCAACUGGUGACUUGUCAGCAAAAAAUAAGGGAGCAGCAUGAGAAGGAGAAAAAGAUGUAUGCCAACAUGUUCCAAAGGCUCGCAGACAAAGACUUAAAGGUAAGUAACACUACUCCGAAGAUUACACGAGGUGGUGUUAUGUGUUAGACAAGGAACAGUGGC
This is a messenger RNA of Cyanistes caeruleus (blue tit), 696 nucleotides long. The record is from RefSeq and is a predicted model, not a curated record. Lineage: Eukaryota; Metazoa; Chordata; Aves; Passeriformes; Paridae.